Miniopterus natalensis is the source of this 5428-nucleotide messenger RNA. The record is from RefSeq and is a predicted model, not a curated record. Lineage: Eukaryota; Metazoa; Chordata; Mammalia; Chiroptera; Miniopteridae.
AUGAGUUCCUUUCUGUGCUUUCAGACCAUCAUCAAAGAGGGGAUGCUGACCAAACAGAACAGUUCAUUCCAGCGAUCCAAACGGAGGUACUUCAAGCUGCGAGGGCGAACGCUGUACUACGCAAAGACUGCAAAGUCAAUCAUAUUUGAUGAGGUGGACCUGACAGAUGCCAGCGUGGCUGAAUCCAGCACCAAAAACGUCAACAACAGUUUUACGGUCAUCACUCCAUGUAGGAAACUCAUCCUAUGUGCUGACAACAGGAAAGAGAUGGAGGAUUGGAUCGCAGCGCUGAAGACCGUCCAGAACAGGGAGCACUUUGAGCCAACCCAGUAUAGCAUGGAUCACUUCUCAGGGAUGCACAACUGGUACGCCUGCUCCCACGCGAGGCCCACCUACUGCAACGUGUGCCGUGAGGCUCUGUCUGGGGUCACGUCCCACGGACUGUCCUGUGAAGUGUGCAAGUUCAAGGCCCACAAGCGGUGUGCUGUGCGUGCAACCAGUAACUGCAAGUGGACCACGCUGGCCUCCGUCGGGAAGGACAUCAUAGAGGACGAAGACGGGAUUGCGAUGCCUCACCAGUGGCUGGAGGGGAACCUGCCAGUGAGCGCCAAGUGCACAGUGUGUGACAAGACCUGUGGCAGCGUGCUGCGCCUACAGGACUGGCGCUGCCUGUGGUGCAAGGCCAUGGUGCACACGGCGUGUAAGGAAUCCUUAGUGACCAAGUGCCCGCUGGGCCUGUGUAAAGUGUCGGUCAUCCCUCCCACAGCUCUCAACAGCAUCGAUUCCGACGGCUUCUGGAAGGCCACAUGUCCUCCAUCCUGCACAAGCCCCUUGUUGGUCUUCGUCAAUUCAAAAAGUGGGGAUAACCAGGGCGUGAAAUUCCUCAGAAGAUUCAAACAGUUGCUGAACCCUGCCCAGGUCUUUGACCUCAUGAAUGGAGGGCCACACCUUGGCUUACGCUUAUUCCAGAAGUUUGAUACAUUCCGGAUCCUGGUGUGUGGUGGGGACGGCAGUGUUGGCUGGGUCCUCUCUGAAAUCGACAGCCUCAACCUUCACAAACAGUGUCAGCUGGGAGUGCUGCCCCUUGGCACGGGGAAUGACCUGGCUCGCGUGCUAGGCUGGGGCUCAGCCUGUGAUGAUGACACCCAGCUCCCGCAGAUCCUGGAGAAGCUGGAAAGAGCCAGCACCAAGAUGCUAGACAGGUGGAGCGUCAUGGCCUACGAGACCAAACUGCCUCGGCCCGCCUCCUCCUCGACCGUUGUCACCGAGGACUUCAGCGAGGGUUCUGAGGUACAGCAGAUUCUCUUCUAUGAAGACUCGGUCGCGGCCCAUCUUUCUAAAAUCCUGACCUCCGACCAGCACUCGGUGGUGAUCUCCUCGGCAAAAGUGCUCUGUGAGACGGUGAAGGACUUCGUGGCUCGUGUGGGGAAGGCCUAUGAGAAGACGACUGAGAGCUCGGAGGAGUCGGAGGUCAUGGCUAAGAAGUGUUCCAUCCUGAAAGAGAAGCUGGAUUCUCUCCUCAAGACCUUGGACGACGAGUCCCAGGCCUCCUCCUCUCUGCCCACCCCGCCGCCCACCAUUGCCGAGGAGGCGGAAGAUGGAGACGGGACAGGCAGCAGCUGCGGCUCAACUGUGGACCGCUCGGUGGGGUCAACUUGCCCGGCCCGGCCACAGAUAUUCCGGCCUCGGGAACAGCUCAUGCUGAGAGCCAACAGCCUGAAGAAGGCAAUUCGCCAGAUCAUAGAGCACACAGAAAAAGCUGUUGAUGAGCAGAAUGCACAGACCCAGGAACAGGAGAGGAUUGUCUUAGGUCUCUCUGAGUCAGAGGAGAAAAAGGACCUGAAGUCAGACGACACGGUGUGCUCCAGCGAGAGCUGUGGGGCUGCCAAACACAGGAGCCUCCGCAAAGUGUCCAAGUCCCCAUGUGAGAAGCUCAUCAGCAAAGGAAGUUUGUCACUGGGCAGUUCUGCCUCUCUCCCUCCCCAGUCAGGAAACCGGGAUGGCCUGCCAGCGCUGAACACGAAGAUCCUGUUCCCAAAUGUGCGCGCAGGGAUGUCUGGUUCCUUGCCUGGCAAUUCCGUCAUCAGUCGCUUAUUAAUUAAUGCUGAUCCCUUCAACUCCGAACCAGAAAACCUAGAGUAUUACACAGAGAAGUGUGUCAUGAACAACUACUUUGGCAUCGGCCUGGAUGCGAAGAUAUCCCUGGACUUCAACAACAAGCGGGAUGAGCACCCGGAGAAGUGCAGGAGUAGAACUAAGAACAUGAUGUGGUAUGGGGUGCUUGGGACCAAGGAGUUGCUGCACCGAACCUACAAGAACCUGGAGCAGAAGGUCCUGCUGGAGUGUGAUGGGCGGCCCAUCCCGCUCCCCAGCCUCCAGGGAAUUGCCGUCCUCAACAUUCCCAGCUAUGCCGGAGGGACCAACUUCUGGGGGGGCACCAAGGAAGAUGAUACUUUCGCAGCUCCGUCCUUUGACGACAAGAUCUUGGAGGUGGUGGCUGUGUUUGGCAGCAUGCAGAUGGCUGUCUCGCGGGUCAUUCGGCUGCAGCAUCACCGGAUCGCCCAGUGUCGCACAGUGAAGAUCUCCAUUCUGGGGGACGAGGGCGUGCCUGUGCAGGUGGAUGGAGAGGCCUGGAUCCAGCCCCCAGGCUACAUCCGCAUCAUCCACAAGAACCGGGCCCAGAUGCUCACCCGAGACAGGGCAUUUGAGAACACGCUGAAGUCCUGGGAAGACAAGCAGAAGUGCGAGCUCCCUCGCCCGCCAUCUUUUUCCUUGCACCCCGAGAUCUUGUCCGAGGAUGAGGCCACCCAGAUGGACCAGUUCGGGCAGGCGGCAGGAGCCCUCAUCCACAGCAUCCGGGAGAUCGCUCAGUCCCACCGAGACAUGGAGCAGGAGCUCGCCCACGCCGUGAACGCCAGCUCCAAGUCCAUGGACCGUGUGUACAGCAAGCCCAGGACCACGGAGGGGCUGAACUGCGGCUUCGUCCUGGAGCUGGUGAGCAACAUGAAGGCCCUGCGCAGCGAGACAGAGCUGCUGCUGGCCGGGAAGAUGGCCCUGCAGCUGGACCCCCCUCAGAAGGAGCGGCUCGGGGCUGCUCUUGCCGAGAUGGACCGACAGCUCCUGAAGCUGGCGGACACGCCCUGGCUGUGCCAGCCCACGGAGCCCAGUGAUGAAGAGAACAUGCUGUCGGACCUCUCCAAGCGCGGCCGCAGCGGGAAAUUCCGCCUGGUGACCAAGUUCAAGAAGGAGAGGAGCAGCAGGAACAGAGAGGCGCACUGCAGCCUGGGAGCCCCGGUUCACCUCUGGGGGACAGAGGAGGUGGCUGCCUGGCUGGAGCACCUCAGUCUCUGUGAGUAUAAGGACAUCUUCACUCGGCACGACAUCCGGGGCUCUGAGCUCCUGCACCUGGAGCGGAGGGACCUCAAGGACCUCGGCGUGACCAAGGUGGGCCACAUGAAGAGGAUCCUGUGUGGCAUCAAGGAGCUGAACCGCAGCCCCCCUGCCACCGAGGCCUAGCCUCUGCCCUCUCGGCCUGUGUGCUCCGCUCCUGUGACUGAGCUGGGAGCGGGCGCGGCCCGGCCUUCUCAUGGUGCUACUUCCACCCUUGUGCUCGCGACGGGAAGCCUCAGACACGGUCUCGGACACCAACAUAGCUACCUUUGGACUCGCCCCUUUCCAGCCCAGUGGCGUGUGGGGUGACUGGGCCACCACCUCUCUGCUCUCACUGACCGGCGUCCUGGGCCAGGUCCCGCCUCCCUGGCCUCGGGUGUCGCUGGCUGGGCCGCACACGAGUGUCCCGCCGGCUCCUCUCUGCGCCCUUUCACCGUGUGUUGUGUGGCGCUGUCUCCCAGUCGGCUCUGGAGUUAGGGAGCAGACCGCGGUCCCUCACCAGGAGCCUGUGCCUGCCAGCUGCCGUGGUUCUCCACAGCUGUCCUGCGAGGCUGCCCACUCGGACGUCCCCGUUUAUUAAGGUCCCGCCUUCCUGGUUCGGAGGCGCCAUGGGUGCAUUUCCGGUCCUGUCCAUUUUAAUUGAACGCAAAAGGAAGGAAAACGUGCUCCUCCUGGGCCAGUGAACAGGUGGCCACAUUCUUGGGCUGACGGCCCCACCCCGCAUGUCUCAGGUCCUCCCGAGCUGCGGGCCUGGGGAGACGGUCCGUCUGUCCAGGACACAGCCUCCUCUGAGCACUGUGGCCAGUGGCCUCCCCGACAAGGGAGGCUGUAAGGCACUGGGUCAGAGUUUCUGUGGAGACAGCACAUCCCUUCUGUGGGACAACAGGCUGUUACCUGGGCAGAGCGGCCUCAGGUGGCAGCCUGGGCCGUCCUGGGAGCCUCUGACCCUAUGGGUGGCUUCUCCUCUCAAGUUGUCAGGCCCUAGGUCCCUGGAGGUGUCCACAGCUCACUGGGCUCUCCAUGUCAUCUCUGCCUUUGACUUGGCCCCUUAUGGCCCUUCCAGAGACGGCCACACCUCACAGGGCUCUCGCCCACCCUAGAAAGGGGGUUCUGUAACCCCCACCCCAGCCCUGGGUGCAAGGGUCCACACCCCAAAGAGGAGGGCUGACCAUGUAAGGGGACUGGGCAGGAGGCCUCAGGGCACUAUCCAGAGUCACCCGUAGGGGCCCCUUCGGGACUCAGCUGAACAGCAUUUACCUGCCACUCGCUUUGCAGCCCCAUUUCCAGCUUCUCUGAUCAGUGAGCCCAGUGGGGUCCCCUCCCCGGGCUUGGCCAGGCACCUGACCCUGGUUUGGGGGUGCUCCCACUGGUGGCUCUGUGGCAGUGUUGGGGUGGGGGUGAGAGCCCCGUGUUCUGCACAUGCCCUCGGCUGUGAGACCGGCAGUGGCGUGUGGUGUGCGGCCUUCCGUGCCCUGCGCCUCCCUUCCCAUCGGAACAGCUAUAAGUGGAGGAAGGUGGGGAGAGACUCUGGCCCCAGAAAUCACCCAUUUCAAAGUAGAGAUCGUGGGGCCCCAGAGCAGGCUGCCCGGUGUCUGGGGCAGGGCCCUGCAUUCUGAGGCUCAGGUUUGGGUCAUGCGUGGUGUUUAAAAUCAGUAUGUCGUCAGUGAUUAAAGCAGCACUGUUUACGUAAAAGCCAUUUUUCUAACUCUUGUCAGAAGCAAAAGGAAUGAAAAUGAGUUUUGCAUGAAGGUGCGUCGGUGAAGGGCGGGCGUCCGUUCCUCGUGGUGUCUGUGGCUGCCCCCUGCUGUGUCCGGGGUGGGGUGUCCUGUCUGUGGGGGAGGGAGGAAGGGUCCCUGGAGAGUCUUCGAGGGAAGGUUUUGUGUCCGUGGGUGGGGCUCGCCCUCAUAUUUAUGAUUAUUUAUACAGUGCCCGCCGUGGAGCCAAUGCCUGCUGUGUUGCUAUGUACAUAGUCCACGUUGGGGUUGUAAAUACGUUGUGUGUGUAAAUAAAACAAGCUUGUUUUGGAUCUCUCGUCCAA